Pygocentrus nattereri (red-bellied piranha) is the source of this 6035-nucleotide messenger RNA. It is a transcript of the gene itga5, whose product is annotated as integrin, alpha 5 (fibronectin receptor, alpha polypeptide). The transcript has 30 exons. Lineage: Eukaryota; Metazoa; Chordata; Actinopteri; Characiformes; Serrasalmidae. Bases 245 to 3412 code for a protein of 1055 amino acids. The record is from RefSeq and is a predicted model, not a curated record. Gene Ontology annotation, biological process: cell-matrix adhesion; integrin-mediated signaling pathway; angiogenesis. Gene Ontology annotation, cellular component: external side of plasma membrane; integrin complex. Gene Ontology annotation, molecular function: integrin binding.
CAGUACUGCUUCAAUUAAGUGAGGAGGACGGAGAGAGAGAGUGGCUGAGUGAGCGAGACAGAGAGUAAAGUCAGACACAGAGAGAGAGAGAAAAGUUAAGUAAGGACAGUUUAGUUAGAGUGUCUAUAAGGCAUUAUACGUGCUGAGGCGAAAGAACUUUACCACGAGGGCGCUGUAUACCUCAGCGCCUUUGUUCAAAGCGACCGGCAGGCUUCACUGAAUAACAGGACUUGUAGCCAAUAUCAUGGGUUCCAAGCGACACCGCUCAAAGACUGAGGCAACUUUACUCCACACGGUUUACUCACUGCCUGGGCGAAUUACACUUUCAUUCGCUCUUCUUUUACCUUUGUGUGUUGCAUUCAACUUAGACGUCGAUACCCCGUCGGUAUACAGCGGACCUGAAGGCAGCUAUUUUGGUUACUCCGUGGACUUUUAUAUGACCAACACUCCUGGUAGCGAAAGUAUCAUUGUUGGAGCACCCAAGGCUAACACCAGCCAGCCCUACAUCAGAGAGGGAGGCUCUGUCUUCUAUUGCCCGUGGAACCAUGGUCAGGCACAGUGCAAAAAUGUGGAGUUUGACAGACAAGGAGAUCUUAAUGUGACUCUCAAUGACACUGAAACCCAAGCUGAAUUCAAGUCCCACCAGUGGUUUGGAGCAACUGUGCGUGCCCAUAGUGACUCUGUUUUGGCUUGUGCACCCCUCUACUCCUGGAGAACCAAGCAGGACACGCCCGAAUCAGACGUCACAGGCUCCUGCUAUCUGUCUGUUAAUAACUUUACCAAGUUUGUCGAGUAUGCCCCUUGCCGCACAGAAUUCCAUGGAGCAAAGGGCCAAGGUUAUUGUCAAGGUGGAUUCAGUGCUGAUUUCACCAAGGAUGGGAAGGUAGUACUUGGAGGACCUGGCAGCUAUUUUUGGCAAGGACAAGUUAUCUCUGCAGUGAAGGAAGAAAUCAUCAAGGCCUACUACCCAGGCUUCUUCCUUACGUCAGUGAUGGGCCAGAUUCAGACCAAGCAGAAGAAGGAAAUCAAGUUUGAUGACACUUACAUGGGUUACUCUGUGGCUGUGGGAGAGUUCAGUGGAGAUAAAGAAGAAGACUUUGUGACAGGAGUUCCCAGAGGAGUGCUUCUGCAUGGCCAGGUAUCUAUUCUUAAUGGUUCCUUGGAGACCUUGAAAAACUUCACCGGUGAGCAGAUGGGCUCCUACUUUGGCUAUGCAGUGGCUGCUACAGACAUAAACAAUGAUGGCCUGAUGGACUUGUUGGUGGGUGCUCCCAUGUUCAUGGUGCGAGAUUCAGAUGGAAGGUUGGAGGAGCUGGGGCGUGUAUACGUGUACCUACAGACUGGUCCUCUGGAACUUGUACCACAGCUACCUCACCUCACUGGGACACAGACGUUUGGCCGGUUUGGCAGCUCCAUUGCUCCUCUUGGAGAUCUUAACCAGGAUGGCUUCAAUGAUGUAGCCAUUGGCAGUCCAUUUGGUGGGAAGGAUGAACAGGGCCUGGUCUUCAUCUACAAUGGCUAUACUAAAGGCCUCCGGGAAAAGCCCUCCCAGGUGCUUGCUGGCCAGUGGGCAUCAAAUGCCCCUCCUGCCCCACCUGCCAGUUUUGGCUUCACUUUGCGAGGAGGCAAAGACCUGGAUCAAAAUGGCUACCCAGACCUUAUUGUGGGAGCAUUUGGAGUUGACAAGGCAGUUCUGUACAGAUCUCGUCCCAUUGUGAAUGCCAGUGCCACUCUAAGUGUAUAUCCAACCAUGAUCAACCCUGAAGAAAAGAUGUGCACCAUUAGCAGUGGGAACCAGACAAUGCACGUCUCCUGUGUCAACUUGAGCUUCUGCCUUUCAGCCGAUGGCAAGCACCUUCCAGAAAAUUUAGUGUUUAAUGUGGAGGUGCAGCUGGACCGACUGAAGCAGAAGCAGAAGGGAGUAGUUCGCAGGGCUCUGUUUUUGGACACUCAACAGGCCAAUCUGCAAAGGAACCUCAAAGUACCCAACAAUGCUAAAUUUUGUCAUGAGACCAAAAUCUACCUGAGGGAUGAAAAGGAGUUUCGGGAUAAGCUUUCUUCCAUCUAUAUCGCUCUUAAUUUUAGUCUGCAUCCUCAAGCUGCAGCAGACAAGCAUGGCCUGCGCCCCAUCCUCAACUACCAGACGACUGAGCUCAUUGAGCAGAAGGCCCAGAUUUUACUGGACUGUGGAGAGGACAACAUCUGUGUCCCUGACCUGAAACUUUCUGUGCAUGGGGACAGGAAGGAGGUGCACAUGGGUGAUGACAACUCGCUGACCCUCACCUUUAAUGCCCGGAAUGAUGGAGGAGGGGCUUAUGAAGCCGAACUGUAUGUGGUGCUUCCUCCUGAGGCAGACUACAGUGGAAUUGCCCGCAAUAAUGAGAGUCUGACUCAGCUGACCUGCAGUUAUGAGACUGAGAACCAAACGCGUUAUCUCAGCUGUGAUCUGGGAAAUCCCAUGAAGUCUGGCACCAACCUGUGGGCAGGCCUGCGGUUCACAGUGCCACGACUGAAGGACACUCGCAAGGUGGUGCAGUUUGACAUGCAAAUCCGCAGUAAAAAUGAGAAUAAUUCCCAAAGUGAGGUUGUUCCCUACAAGUUGGAGGUGGUGGUGAAAGCUGAUGUUAUUUUACAGGGUGUGUCCCGACCAGAUAAGGUCUUCUUGCUGCUUCCGAACCGGAGAGUGACCAAAAAUGUGGCCGUGGAGCAGGAAAUAGGGCCUCCAGUGCAGCACAUAUAUGAGUUGGUCAAUAAUGGUCCUAGCCGUAUCAGUCACACAGCCCUCCAGCUGAAGUGUCCUCUGGGAACUAGGUUCAUGUACCCACUGGAAGUCACCACACAGGGGCCUGUAAACUGCACCACACAAAAUGUUGUCAACCCCUUGAACCUAAAGCUUCAGCAAUCAUCCAUGGAUCAGCCACCUUUGAACCAGGAGCAUCACAUUGAAAAGCGGGAUACGCAGAAGGGGGAGCUAGCAGAACUGACAAACCUGUCAUGCUCCAGUGUAGAGUGUUGGACUCUGCAGUGCAAUGUUGGUCUGCUGGAUAAAGGGACCAGUGCAAUUCUGCAAGUGCGCUCGCGUCUUUGGGCCGAAACAUUCAUUACGAAGUCGUAUAAGAAAUUUGUUCUUGAGUGCUUGGCUAGUUUCAAGGUGGAAAAGAUGCCUUAUGCCAUUUUACCCAAGGAGAAUCCCAGUGGAGCUAAAAAGGUGGUCACCCACGUGGAGUGGAAUAAACCGGACAGUCAGUAUGAUGUGCCACUGUGGAUCAUCAUUCUGGCUAUACUGGUUGGACUUCUACUGCUGGCUCUGCUCAUCUAUGUUCUCUACAAACUUGGUUUCUUCAAGAGAACACCAUAUGGCACUGCCAUGGAGAAGGCCCAGCUGAAACCCCAGGCUGCAUCUGAGGCUUAAGUGGGCCUGGGAAUAUUCAGUUAGGAGAACCAAAGAAUACAUGAGAAGCCAUUUAAACAGAAAGAUUAAUUGCUUUGUAAAGAGGACCAGACUGCAGUAGAAGAGUAAGGAGGAAAGACCACUGGAUCUCCAUUGCACUGCACUGGAUGGAAAGACCCUAAGGACUCAAAGCCAAAUGAAUGUCUUUUGAAAUUUUCUUUGUUUCAUUUUUUGUUUUUGCUGUGGGUUUGGAUUUCUUUCACCAAUAAGUAGCCUGACACUCAGCUGCAAUAUUUAAGAAGAUUUUGGGAAAGGUUUAACCAAAGUGAAGAACCACGGCUUGGUUCUGUGAUAGAUUUCAAACAGAACAGAAGUUCUCCUACAUGUUCUGCUCAAGGAAGAAUCUUCUUUUUCUACCUGCACUCAUUUAUGCAAUGUUCACAGUUUGUAGUAUUUAACAUGUUUUUGGUGCUACCAGCGGGUGUCCAAGAUUUGUUCACUCCCUUUUAAAUUUCAACUGUGGGUAGAAGACACUCUGUUGAGCAGUUAAAGAGUUUUAGUGCAGUAUUUUACACACAACCAAAGACUUUUACACAGUUGUUUAGUUUAUGCAUAUUUACCUGAUGAGGUAAGGCAAGCACAGACACACAACCUCAUCACCUUCACUUUUAUUUUCUGCUGUGUCCUUUAUGUUUUGUUCUGUUUGCCUUGAUGAUUACAUGUCUAUCCUCAUAAAAGAAAGGGUUUCAGAGGAACAGGGAGGUUCCUUUUUUUUCUCGCAUCUGUUUCUCCAAAAAUUACCAAAUUGGUGUCUGUCUCAGGUGAUAAGGUGGAACAGCAGCACUCAGAUCAGGUGUGUCGCACUCACAGGAACUCAGAAACCCAAUCAGGGAAAGAAAAAAAACGUUCUCCGAGCACGACCGUCCAAUCCCUGCUAACCAUUCAACAAGUCAUCUGGGACAUGACUGGAUCCAUGCCAAGCCUGUGAAACCUUUAAGAAUUGCCUUGAAGCAGAGCUGUGCUUUGCCGAUAUACAGAACACGCUCCUGCCCCACUCCCCAUUGGUGUGCUGCUGCUGGGGCUGGACCAGCCAGCAGAGAGUGACAGCCAUGGGUUCACCAUCUACAUGGAAUCCUUCCUGUCUGUGCUGGAAGGGUUUACAAAGUGCAGGAAAGCCACUGUACUCAGUAGAAUUGGGGCUGUCUCAAAGUGUAAUAGUCGGCGCACCGGUCAAAAAGUGGUUUACAGCGAACCAUGGACAAUUCCAGUCCGAGACAGCAGUCUCACCAAGGGACUGAAUGUUAAACACACCAUUAUAGUUCUUGUUUUGUCCAUGUAUUUUUUUUUUUGUCUAAUGUCCAUGUGCAGUCUUAAAAAUAAAGGUUCCUAAACAGUUCUCAGCUGGCACCUGUGGUCCUGGCAAUUAAAUGAAACUCUUCAAAUUCUUUAGACUUCGAAAAGGUUCAUCACAGUUGUCAUUUGCAAAAAUAGGUUGUCACCACUACGUGGUUCUACAAGCAACCAAAAGAGCUUCAUGCCCUAAGAAACCUAUUUCAGAACCUUUAUUUUUGAGUGUAGUUGUGUGAAUAAAUGUGUAAAUGUAUGUGUCUGUUGAAGAGAAAGAGAGGGUUAUGCCCAGUUGCUCAGUCUUCUUUUUGUACUUCCCAUGAUGAGCACUGUAGCACAAACAUGCAGAUAGAGCAAGGCAUGCUAAUGCUGCUGUAUGUCAACAGAGCUUGGUGCCAGAGACAGAGAGGCUGCAGUCAAUUUCAAAUUUAUACACUUUUCUGUCACUUCAGAAGGAAGUCUACUGGGCGUAGGGAAAGAAAUCUGUAUGUAAAGUGCAAUACUGUUUUUAUUUCUCCUUUUUGACAUUGUAUUUUUUGCCUUUUGUCACUGUGUAUAUUCAUAUUGUACUCUUAAUGUUUUCAUGCAAACAACAACCUGUUGAACUGGGUUGAGUAUUGGCCACCACAAACUGAUUGACAUUUUAUGACGGAUUUUAUGUAAAAAAAAAACCAAAAACAAAAAAAAAACAUAACGUUAAGCCUCAGAUGGUUCCAAAAUUGGUUUGAAGCAUCACAGCUUUGUCAUCACAGAUUACUAUAGGCACUACACAAUCAUCCCUUACAGUUACAGUGCUGGAGAGAGGAAAUAUAAAACUGUUAGAGUUAAGAUGCUGUGAUCUUUUUGAUUGUUGUAUUUGUCAGAAAUGUCAUAGCUUGACUGACAAUCUUUAGUGAAUUUAUUUAAUAAGUUGUUUGAAAGCCUUGCCAUGAUUUGAUUUGAAACUAUGUUCAGACCUCUUGUAUAUUUGAGUCAAUUUAUUCUCAUUUCAAACAUAUAUUUAUACCUCCAGAUUUUUUUUUUCUUUGAUUUUCACAUUUUAGCAGGAGGAAGCACUGGUUAUAUCUACAUUUGUUUUUUUUUUUCCUCCCACCCCAUUGUCUUACGUCCUUUUUCUCUUUUGCUUUUCUUACCUUUUUAGGUUGUAAAUAUAAUUUGGCAAGAAGAAAUUUUUCAUUUUCAGCUGAAACUCUUACCUGACAAUAAAUAAGAGCGCCCCAUAUUGGGGAGAAUUGGAGUAAUUAUUUGUAUGAUAUUUUACAGUUUGCAUUUCAAAUAAAUCUUCAAAUUUUUUACA